CUCACACCGAAUGUUUCGAUAUUSACUCAAUCUACGUUGAAUUUUAUUUCACAACGACUUUACAACUUAGGGGUGGUUAUUCAGGACUGGAAAGUGCGUAACCGGGUCSAAACAACAAUUCGACGUCAUCGUACCCCCAAUCAGUAAGUUUUUGGAAACCAAUUUAUUUUGCCUAAAAUCUAAUUUAAUUCUGCUUGGGGGUGAAAGCCUUCGCUCCAAAAUUCGAAUCCCCCCACACAGUGACGUCACAACAUCAAGGGCGUUGCCAUCUGAUAGGCUAAAGAAAAGCCUGAAAGUACGUACCAGCAUCGGAACCCCCUACCAGGUACCGUAUCUCCGGUAGGUUGAGCACGAUGCUACGGCCCUAAUAGAUUUUGCUGGCUGGAUUCGAACUCUCUGGCUGCUACGUGCCUUCUGGUAAUCUUCUAGGUACGGUAUGUUGCAUGACGCGGUUCAGUAUCCGUGCUUUGUUCUCGUAUCCUGCUGCCGUUACGAGUACGAGUACCUACCGGACGUACGAUGGAACCAAGCCAUCGAUCGCGUCUUUCGUUGUGGUGGUGUCUUCUGGCUUUUUGGAUUGCGCUGAGGAUGAUGAGGAUUGUUGUUGUGUUGAUGAUCUCGAGCGCCGUAGUACUCGUAUUCGUACUCGUACUCGUACUCGUACUCGUAUCCCCUCUAUCUUUUCCCCACCGCUCUCGCUCCCCUCUUCUCUGCUUUCACACCCACAAAACCCCAGACACCCACGAACAACCAUGGCCCGAUUGUUCUUCUCCAGCCCCUCGCUGCUCCUAGCGGUGGCCGCCGCCGCCGCCACCACCGGAUCCGUUUCGGCCUUUGUCCCCAGCGCGGGAAAGACAAAGACCGCUGCCGUCGCUCCGAGCCCCCUUUCCGAAGCGACCCAGCUCUUUGCCUCGGACAUCAACUCGGACAUUCCCUACGGAGAGGAAUCCCGAAAGUACCGCCGGACCGUCUACAGCCACGACGACUGGGUCAAGCACCGAUCCCCCGAUCGAUUCUUCAACAACAUCUUGUCGACCACCAAGUCCGGAAUCUACAAGGUAAGGCGAGGCGAGAAAAGGCGAGAGAAGACGAUGCGAUACCAUCCAUGCAGCAGACAAACCGAUCCGAUGCGAGAAGUUAGCGGUCGAACAGAACCGCAUUUGCAGUGCAUACCUUUGCUUUUUUUUUCUUGGUUCGUUUCUAACAUUUCCUUCCGAUCCCUUUCGAUCCAACAACGAUGCGAUGUGUUGUUUCGCUGUCCCGGUCUCCAUUCCAAAUCUGCCCGUUCCCUUCCGCCCAUUUUUGAAAACGCAGAACGUCGGCCGUGAGGUCCUCGCGGUCACCCUCAUCGCCACCCUGGUGAUGCUCUGGAACAUGCUCUCGGGCGAAUACACGGACCUCACCGGCGCCGUCCACCCCGGGAUCCUCCGCGGCCAGUACACCCCCGUCCUCAGCCUCCCCAUGAACCCCUUUACCCUSUCGAGCAGUUUCCUGGGACUGCUGCUGGUCUUUCGCACCAACAAGGCCUACCAGCGAUGGGACGAGGCCCGAAAGAACUGGGGAAUGAACAUGUGAGUAAUGUAGUGUAGUGUAGUGCGUUGCAGCGCAAUGCAGUGCCUUUUCGGAUUCGAAUCCUGUUGUGUUGCCGAAGGUGCAUGUGUUUGUCGAACGAAUGUAUUGGAAAGAAUUGAAUCGAAUCGAAUCAAAUCGAAUCGAAUCGAAUCGAAUCGAACCGCGACUGAAAGCGAGGCGAAGCCAUCGGAACGGAAACCUCCAAAGAAACGGCGAGACAGAGAGCAAAUCCAACCAAUACGACGGAAAAACAACAACCAUCGGUCCGCUGCGAGAGAAACCACAGACACGCCACAAACCGGUACCGCUGUUAUUGGAAGGAAAGAGCGGAUUUCGGUGCGUCACAAAGCAAUGCAGCAAAACACAAUAUGCCGCCGAUCCGUUGGUCCKACCGAACUUGUGGACGGCUCCUUGGCUCCGGUCUGGUUUCCGCUGCCAACGACACUGCGGUGAAAGUGGUGAGGUCCGGACGAAACAGACCUGUCSAGGCUGUCGGAGGUAGCACGAAGGGUKGAAACGAAAGGAAUCCCCGAAAACAAGCCGCUGGAACAAAGCGGAACGGAAAAGUCGGUUGUCGGAACGUACCGCAACACAGAAACCAACCACCAAAUGCCGCCUUGCGUCUACCGAGAAGGCGACGACCGUGGUUUUUUUAUUCUAYGGAUCCGUUCAUCGCUUCGCCUCGUCUUGCUCUCGCACGAUCGAUAUCGAUACAGAUCGACCACGCGCCAACCAAUUCGAUCCGUCCCACRGGCUCUGCCACUUUUUUCCAGAUGUUCGUCUUGCUCACUCGCGAUCCGUUUUGUGUUUUUCCRCUUUCGUUUCCGCGCACCCUUUUGCGCCAAUCCCAUCCGGUGUUGCUCCYGCGGUGCUUGGUGUCUCGCAGCAACCACACCCGUGAUCUCGUCCGCAUGGGAACCUCCUUUUACGACGACAGCCAGUCCUCCCCCGAGCAGCGCGAGGCCGAUCUCGACCGCCUCUCCAAGUGCACCUGGGCCUUUGUUCGCUCCAUGAAGCGCCACCUCUCCCCCGAGUGGGAGGACGAGGAGGACUUCAAGGCCGAGCUCUACCAGCGCCUGGAUCCCGAGCAGGCCCAGGCCAUCAUCGACGCGGCCCACCGACCCAACCGCGCACUCUACGAUCUCUCCCUGGCCAUCGAGCAGCUCCCCAUGCACUUCAUCCGAAAGGACGAGAUGCACAAGGCCCUCACCAUCUUCGAAGACAACCUUGGAUCCAGCGAGCGCCUCCUCACCUCGCCCGUUCCCAUCUUUUACAACCGACACGUCGCACGAUUCUUGUUCGUGUGGCUCUCCUUCCUCCCGUUCGCCCUCUUUGAUCCCUUCAAGGAGUCCUGGAACCACGUCAUGAUGAUCCCCACGACCGCCAUCCUGAGCCUCUUUAUGUUUGGUAUCGAGGAGCUCGCCACGCAGAUGGAGGAGCCCUUCACGAUCCUUCCCAUGCAGGCCUUUUGCGACAAGAUCGGCAACUGGUGCAACGAGAUUGUGAGCUGGAAGGACGGCGACAACGGAAUCUACAACAAGCCACAAAACCAUAUGGCUCCCGGGCACAACUCGGUCUACUUCGAAGCCGAACCGUAAGCACCGACCGAAGCACCGCGGGUGGACGGACCGGCGAGAAGCCGAACGAACCACGCCAGCAACCACCUUUUUUUAGAAUAAGCGAAUAAGCUAACCCCAUCAAUGGACGACGACGAAAGAACCAUCAAACCAGAACGAGACCCCAACCCAAACCAUUGUUUCACCGCAAAACCAACCAGCAGUCGUGCGACUGUUUCGUUUGGGACGGUGAUUCAUUGCAAGAGUUGGUUUGUGUUUUGUUUUGUGUUGAUUCGAUGUUACUUUUUUACUUUAUACCACAAAUUUUAUAUUACUAUGCUCGUAAUGUGUUUGCACGGAUGGAUGGAUGAACGGAACGGAACGGAUAGAUCUUUGCAUCGCAUGAUUUUGCCCCACCCCAUGUAUCUUUUCUUGAUCCAGCACAUUACUUCAUACUACACAUUACAAUACACGACGAUACAUUCA
This is a messenger RNA of Pseudo-nitzschia multistriata, 3614 nucleotides long. Lineage: Eukaryota; Bacillariophyta; Bacillariophyceae; Bacillariales; Bacillariaceae. The record is from the annotation of a GenBank genome assembly.